Scophthalmus maximus (turbot) is the source of this 6950-nucleotide messenger RNA. It is a transcript of the gene gpr173, whose product is annotated as G protein-coupled receptor 173. Gene Ontology annotation, cellular component: plasma membrane. NCBI's taxonomy places the organism in Eukaryota, Metazoa, Chordata, Actinopteri, Pleuronectiformes, Scophthalmidae. The record is from RefSeq and is a predicted model, not a curated record. Bases 951 to 2135 code for a protein of 394 amino acids. Gene Ontology annotation, biological process: G protein-coupled receptor signaling pathway. Gene Ontology annotation, molecular function: G protein-coupled receptor activity. The transcript has 2 exons.
GAUUCAAUCGCAGCUGAAGUUGCCUGUUCCGACCAUCGGAUGCUGCGUUCUUUCCAGAACCCUGCCUAUCAGCAGCCUCUCUGCUCCGGACACAAGACGCGACACUGAGCAUAUUUCCAUCCCCGGUGCUGUCGCAUGUGUCUGUGAGAUGCCCGGUGGCCGCUGAUGGACAUUAUGUGGUUUGGCGUCGGCGACAUCUCCCAACACAGACCUGCCUUCGUGGGGCUUCGUGGCCUCGGCGCAGCCGCCAGCCAGCAGACUGUACUGCCCGCAGAGGACCUCGGACUGGUUUGGCACGAGCGACGAACAUGAGGCUUCCCUCGGCGUAACCGGAACCAUGCACAAGGGAGCGCGGCGGCGGAUCGACAGGGUUUCCGUGCACCGCGGGCAGGAGAUGCUCCACGGGGCGUCUGCUGGUGUCUGUCAGCUCCAGGGCGCGACGAGUCCACAGCCGCGGCCACGGGACACGACGGACUGCGCAUUCUAGACACGGGUCGACGCCUCGCACUCGCCGCCCAGUGGUGAUGGUCCCUCGCCCCGCGCGGCCGCUGGGACCGGAGGUCUCCUGACAGGACACGCGCGAGAGAGAAGAGGAAACGCAACAGGCUUCCCCGGGCGCCGUUGACAGAGAACUGGACCGGUGACACGACUGUCGCUUGGCCCGGUCUUCCUCUGGGUGGAUCGCCGCGUUUCAUGUAGACUGCAACGCGCACCCCGCCUCCCACAGUCCGGAGCACGAGCAGCCCGCAGCAGGUUCCUGGAGAGGAUUGGGAGGUGAGACGGCAAAUUACACCAACAAAGGGACCUUGCUCAAAAUGGAGCAAUGUGGAUUAAGGUUUUCCUGUUCGUUGUGAACUGCAAAAAGGAAGCAACCACGAGGACGAAGGAACAGCUAGCAGACGGAGGAGGUGGCGGGGGAGUGGUGGCUUUGGUGUUUGAAAAAAGGUGGUAUGGGUGGGGGGGCAUUCAGGAUGGCGAAUGGAAACGAGAGCAGCGAAGGGCCUCCUGGGCCCAUGGCAGCAGUGGUGGCUACUGCAGGAGGUAUAGUAGCAGAGAGUCCUUCUUCGGCUGUCUCCACCUAUAUCAAACUGGUGCUACUGGGGCUGAUCAUCUGCAUUAGUCUAGUGGGCAACCUGGUGGUAUCUCUGCUUGUACUGCGGGACCGGGCCCUGCACAAAGCACCUUAUUACUUUCUGCUGGACCUGUGCCUGGCGGACACCAUUCGUUCAGCCAUCUGCUUCCCCUUUGUGUUGGUGUCGAUAAAGAAUGGCUCAGCCUGGACCUACAGUGUUCUGAGCUGCAAGGUGGUGGCCUUCAUGGCAGUGCUCUUCUGUUUCCAUGCCGCCUUCAUGCUGUUCUGCAUCAGUGUAACACGCUACAUGGCUAUUGCACACCACCGCUUUUACUCGAAGCGCAUGACGUUCUGGACAUGUGUGGCAGUGGUGUGCAUGGUGUGGACACUGUCUGUGGCGAUGGCCUUCCCACCAGUUUUUGACGUGGGCACCUACAAGUUUAUUCGCGAGGAGGACCAGUGCAUUUUUGAGCAUCGCUAUUUCAAGGCUAAUGAUACACUAGGCUUUAUGUUAAUGCUGGCUGUGCUCAUUCUAGCCACACAUGUUGUCUACAUGAAGUUGCUCCUCUUUGAAUACAAGCACCGCAAAAUGAAGCCGGUCCAGAUGGUGCCGGCCAUUAGUCAGAACUGGACCUUCCAUGGGCCCGGGGCUACUGGUCAAGCAGCAGCCAACUGGAUUGCGGGCUUUGGCAGGGGCCCGAUGCCGCCCACUUUGCUGGGAAUCAGGCAGAACUUGCACAACCAGAACCGGCGCCUAUUGGGCAUGGAGGAGUUCAAAGCAGAGAAGCAGCUUGGCAGGAUGUUUUAUGUGAUCACCCUGCUGUUCCUGGUGCUCUGGUCUCCCUACAUAGUGGCUUGCUAUUGGAGAGUGUUUGUCAAGGCUUGCACAAUACCACACCGGUACCUCUCCACCACCGUGUGGAUGAGUUUCGCUCAAGCUGGGGUCAACCCUAUUGUCUGUUUCUUCCUUAACAAAGACCUAAAGAAAGGGCUCCUUUCCCAUCUACCAGCCUGCUGUAGGACUAAACCUCAUCUGCCACGAGAGCCUUAUUGUGUCAUGUAAGCAGAGAUGUUCUAAACAUGUAAAAAAAAACAAGGGCCAACCAACAGAUGUGUUGUAGGAGUGUUUACUUGAGUUAUCGUGGUGUUUGAUUCAAUGCAAGCUACUUUUAAGCAGUGGGUGUAAUGGUAAAAACACUGGAAGGGUGAGCAUGUAUUUUCAUCUACCAACCCCUUUUCACUCAAAACAAGAACAUAUAUGGAAUCAGAUGUUGACUUUUGAUAAGGAGAAAAAUACUUAAAUAUCAAAACAUGCAAUAAUAAUGCAGUCACUGUGGAAACCAAGCCAGACGAAUAACCACUUACAAAUGACCUACACUGCUUCAUAAAGAACAUCAAAAAACUGAGUUGCUACGAUGACAUUAAGAAUCCUAAGGGAGACAAAGAAGCAACCUUUUCAUGUCUAAAUUAAAAUUGUGUUACAUUAUUUUGCCAUGUCAGAUAAUGUUCUUUGUAUAGUGACAAGUAAGGUGAUGGUAAGGAAAUGAGGUGGACACACUGCUUAUUAUCUAAACCGCUUAGUCACGAGGAUGAUCCCUAACUGCACCUUUAGUAUUUUGCAACACUCCUUAAAAAAUAAAAUUGUAAGGAUCGGUGUGUAACAUUCAGCUUUUCUGACACAAUGCUCUAUCCAAAGACAGUCUGUUCAGUAAUUGACCCACAAACCCACAGAUAAUCAAGCAUACAUUUUUAGAAUCAGUAAUGUCAGCCCAUGAAGUCAGUUUUUAAGUUGUUAAUCACUUGAAAUUAUAAAAUAAAUUAUGUCCCAUUCUGGCUUUGAAAUCUGUUCAGCUUUCAGAAAAUGGGGGAGCUUGAACUUGGUAGAAGAAACAAAGGAAGAAUAAAAGAGUCAGUCUCUGAAUAUCAUGCUGGGGUCCUUAAAGGUCAGGGACCGGUUGGAUGGUUUAAACUGAUCGUAUGUUUAGGAUCAAUUAGAAGUGCUCCCCUGGAUGACUGUCACUGAACGAGGAACAUCCAAAGUGCUGAGCACCAGCUUUCAUGACUGAUUACAUAUUUUCUUUGAUCUUAUGUGUUGACCAUUUAUCAAUAUCUACUAUCUACUAUCUGUUCCGACGAUAUUUUUUCCAGACGACUGAAUAAUUCCCGCCACUGCGCAAGUUUUUCAUUCUGUGUGUCACUCGAAGACAUAAGAUAAAAACCCCUGAUCUGCUCAGUUAAUAGUCAGCAGAGAUUUCUCACUAACAGCAGCCUGUUAUAGCAUCUGAUCUGAAAGUGAACACAGUGCCCAGUUACAUAAAAUGUUUGUCAUUCAAUUUUCCCAACCUGAUCAUUGCACCUACAAGUGGUGCAAACGAGUAAUCCAACAGCUCUGGUCAAAGACUGAGGACGUCCUAGUGCGCUUUAUUUACCUACUAAUUCUAAUGUCCAAAUAUCAAUGAGUUAGUCGUGUAUGUGAUUCACUCAACAAGUCCAAAAAUAAAACAAAAGCCCAAACACUAUCAUGCCAUCUGCUAAUCAGAAGCACUUUGUGGGGUUAAAAAUCCAUUAAUUCAAUAAGUGCAGGGUAGCGUCACGUCUCACUCGUCAGCCAUCGUUCCUCUCAGAAGCAUGACAUUGACUGGUGAAUGUAUAUACAGUAUAUGCCUGUGUGUGUGUUGACAGUUGAAAUGAACAUUCAAUUAUUGAUUUUACUUGUUACCAACUCUUCUCUAUGUACUAACAGAAAAACACUUCUCCUGUGAAGUCUGGCGGCAGUAGAGAGAACGUAUGGAUGUAUGAAGCAGGUACGACUAAAGUAAUGACAGUUCCUACUUAAUAAACUUAGGUGCAGUGGAAGAAAAGAAGAAUGAUAAAAUAAAUCCUAACUGAAGUUAAAGUCUAAUGAAUUAGUUUUAUUAUUAUCUCCUGUCCGCUAAAAUGAUUUCCGUCUGAACUUCACUUCUCAGCACAGAGAACUAUGAAGUGUUCAUUAUUCUUGAUUUGAAUCUUGAUUAGAAUCCCUCUGACUCUUAAUGUUUUUAUCAUUGAAUCUGUCUGCUCCAGACGGGGCAGAAUGUGAUGAUCGAUUAACAGAUCAAAGUAAAAGGCACGCUGCAAAGUUUCAGGAAAAGGAAGGUGUCACAGACACGAGAAGUUGAGUUUCUGACGUCUUGGCUCAUUUUAACUUUCAGUGGAAAAAACCCUUUCCCACUGUGCGGGGGUUUAACCCAAAACCAUUUCACUAUCCUGGGCUGUGAAACAAACCUGCCAACAAAAACCUAAAUUGUAUAGAAUUCUUUAGGAUAAAGGACAAAUAACAAGUUACUUAUGAAAAAUGUAAUUUCAUUGAGUAGAAGUGAGGAAGGAUUGUGUAACUGGGCACUGUUAGCUGUAUCUAGCUCCUCGAAAAACUUAUUCAGGGACAGUUUCUAUCUAGCUUCAUGCGAAAUAUCAAGUGAAAUGUGAAAUACUCAAAGCACGCUCAUCCCUGAGUGCAGCCGUCAGGUUGGCCCCACAGGACCUGGGUCGCACAACUUUUCUCCAUUUCAGGCCUUUUGAAAUCAAAAUGAUGAGAUUCCGAAUCAAGGUGGACUUUUCUAAGAUGUUCUUACUUUUUAGGUACAACUGAUUCAGAAUUAAAAACCAAAAUUAUGAUACGAUCAUCAUCGUUAUUUGACCCAGACUACUGCAGGGAGGAGGAGGAUGAGGAUGAUGUAAAUCUACUGCUUUAAUUUUGCACAAAUCCCGAUAAAUCAAUUCUCGUUCCCCUCCGACGAGCACUGAAUGAAAAGGGCACAGAGAUUGUAAUUUGUCAGUGAAUGUCUGAAAACAUCACAGAGUCCCUGAGACUGCGUCUUUGGGAUUUGCCGCGCCCCCUCCGUCUCUGCUGUGGCAUUUCUGACGCAGCCAGUGACACAGCAUGCCAUGUUAUUUUUGUUUCCAGAAUUAUGGCCUUACUCCAUAAAAAAAAAACGUCAAACCAAUGCAACAAAGACUAGAGAAAAUGUGUCUCUUCUGUGUGCACCGGAGGCACCAGAACACUGUGUACACUCGGGACCAGAGACUGUGGUCGCGGAGAAAAGGGAACAUUCACAGGAGCAUGAGUGACUUUUCUAUUCCAGCCUGACGAUGUGAGUGAACUCCGCUCCGGAUUUUUGUGGAGUUCACUUUCCUCUCUGAUAUCAUCCUGGGGAGUGAAGGGGAGAUGACUGAUCCUUCCAUUUUUCAUUUCUGAGACCAAGCUGGAGAAGAGUGUCAACUCACAGUCGAUGCUGGACAGUCAGUGCUUUUUUAAGUUGCCUCAGGCAGAUUAUCUUUUGUAAAUGUACUGUGACCUCUGUACUAUAUAGUGUAUAUUCUAUUGACAGCAAAGAGUUGCUGAUCAUUGAAUUUUUACUGUGACAAUGCGUGCGCGCGUGUUGGUGUGUGUCAAGCAAGAGGAAGAUAUUGGAACGGAUACGUAUUGCAUUUUGAAGAUAUCAUUCCCUCAAAUAAUUCCUCAAUAUUUCUCACGUUGACCCUUUUUCUCAAACAAAGAUCUGAAUGUGUUUUCAAACGGAGGAAGUUUACUUUAAGUCCCUUUAAAAAAAUAAACAUGUAACAGAUUAUUAUUAUUAUUAUUAUUAUUAUUAAUUGGAUUAUUUGCACAUAUUUCGGGACAAUGAAGGUAAAAAGCUUACGAUAAAGCAUCCGGACAAACCAAAUAUGAUUGCAUACCCUGGCGUCUUUCUGAAUGUUUCAUUGAUUAAAAUUAUUAUGUCAAACUACACUUUUGAUGAUGAUAAAUAAUCCAAAAUUGUACAUAUAAAGUCCUUGGCAGUUCUAUUCAGCAGGAUGACAUAGAAAUGAUUUAGUGUGGUUCUUCUUCAUCAGUCCUAUCAGUGACAUCACCAGUGACAUCACCAGUGACAUCACCGACACUGACAAACCAAAUGGAUCUGAUUUUACGCAACCACAUUUAUUGAGUGGUUACCAUUGACAAUUUCUUUUCACUUUCAGCUUGAAACUGUGGUUCAGGGGAUCUGAAUGAACAGAGUUAAAGUAAUCUGAAUAAUGUUGCUUUCCACAGAGUCUGAUCAUCCGCUCGUCAGACUCUGAUUGUUGCCAGAUCCAAACGGAACCGACAGGCACCACUGCUCAAUUUACAAAGAAAUGAACCAGAAUGAUGCUUAAAUGCUUGUCUCUGCCACCUGUUCGGUCCGGAGAAGAGCAGCGUGAGGCUUUAGUUGCACUUAUGAAGCAGCACUGGAAACAUAUUGUCACAGCGGUAUGGAGUUCGACCAUCUGCUGGAUCCUGGAUCACACGGAGCUGCCGGCCUCUUUCUCACUGCAGGUUUGAUUCUGACAGUGAGUUUUUAUGAGCUGGUAAGGAGCUCCUAAAAUCCGAGAUGAUGGUAUUUCCUUAUCGUAGAAAAUACAACUGUGUGUGCUUCAGAUUGAAGGAAAUAUCAUCUCCCUGGAAUUGUCGACGCUUUGUAAGAAAGCACCCUCCAUUUUGGACUUGGCAACAUGAUCAACAUCUUCUAGGUCAAAGACAACUGAUGAUCUGAGUAAAGGCUUGUUUACAGAAACCUAACGUACUCGAUGUGAUGAUGGUGAGCUGUGAAUUGUUUGCUGGUGGGAGCAGGCCCAGGAUACCGAUCUGACAAAUGAAUGUCCACAUCAGUCUGAGGUCAGACGCGAGAGAAAAACAAAACAAGAUCACACAUCAGUCAUGAACAUACCACCACCGAGGUGCGGUCCGUGUGAAAGUCAUUUCCUCUUUCCGCUGGAAAUCAUGGGGCUGAGCUUUUGUGCAUGUAUAAGGCCGAUUUAUGAUUUAUAUUUGUUGUGGGUUUUGUUAUGAAAAUAAAUUUCAUCUGGAAUUAUCAGAAUAUUA